Cantharellus anzutake is the source of this 5114-nucleotide messenger RNA. Its product is annotated as metal resistance protein YCF1. The transcript has 37 exons. Gene Ontology annotation, molecular function: ABC-type transporter activity; ATP binding; ATP hydrolysis activity. The record is from RefSeq and is a predicted model, not a curated record. Gene Ontology annotation, biological process: transmembrane transport. Gene Ontology annotation, cellular component: membrane. Lineage: Eukaryota; Fungi; Basidiomycota; Agaricomycetes; Cantharellales; Hydnaceae. Bases 302 to 4966 code for a protein of 1554 amino acids.
UGUCCUUACGUUGGAUGCUAUCGAAGCUGACAAGAUAAUCAAUUGCCAGUGGUGGCUGUUCGCUUGCAGCACUGAAGGCGCCGCUUUCUAGACGCUUGCCACCAAAGUGAAAAGCGAGACAAUCUGCCGACUGGCAGCGCGAACGGUUUCUGAGCUGGGGGGAUUUUCCAGGGCUAGAGGCUAUCGAUGCCAGAUCACAGCGAUGGGCCAGGGGAAUGUGUCGAAACGUGGAACGGAAUUGACCGACUGAGGGCGUGACAUCAGUGACUAAGCGCCGGCCUUGGCUCUUUCUGCACUAUUCAUGGAGUGGCCGGAAGCGUUCAGCACAAACGUGGUGUUUGCUGCUAAUCUGGUGGAUUUUCGUCUUUCAUCUGCUUUGGCCCCUUCAUGGUUUACUUUGCGUCCGUUAACCGCAAAGUACUGCAACUCACCCGAAGGAUGGGGUCCAGUAUCGCCUACUCGCGACUUCGACCUCACCCCAUGCUUUGAAAUUGGCAUAAUGAUACCAUUUUGCGCCAUGCUCUUCAUUGUCGCAGGCGUUCCUAGGGUCUGGCAACUAGUUGGAAAGGCCAAGACUGGUGAGCUAAAUGAAAACUGCCGAGGCGAAAAAAGUGGACGUCUUUUAUACGGCAAACUGAGUCUCAUCCUUCUUGCUGGGCUCGCUGCGUUCGCAAGAACCAUGAUAGUUGCUGUUGUCGCGUCACCUUCUCCUUUAGUUGAUCCCGCGCUGUAUACCUCUAUUCUCGAAGUCAUCGCGUUCACGGUCGUCGUCUCGCUCACCUACCUCAAUCAUCGCUUCACUCGUCGAUCCUCUACAACCCUUCUCGUAUGCUACCCAAUCUACUUCGUUGCGUCCUUCAUAUAUCUUCGGACGCUCUUUGAAGUCCAUGCGUUGCGCCAUUCAGCGAGCAAGCUAGGACUUGUGUACCGGAACCUGGCCCUGACACAAACCAUCUUCGUCUUCGCUGCUUGGAUACUGGAAUGUGUUGGCCCAGAAAUGGACGAUGCCGUUGAGCUCACCAAGGCUAAGAAUGGCGUGAAGGAAAGUCCCUACUUAACCGCAAACUUUUACAGCCGCCUCGCAUUUCUUUGGAUGGACCCAUUAAUGAAACUUGGCUACAAGCGCUUCAUUGUUCAUGAAGAUUUGUAUGACCUUGAGCCGGAUAACUCAUCGGGACGUUUGGAAGAUAAGUUAUCGAGGGUUUGGGAGAAACAGAAAGGAACGAAGGAGAAGCCAUCUCUCUGGCGGGCGAUGGCUCUUGCCUAUGGGGGUCCGUUUGCACUUGCUGGUGUCUUGAAGGUGUUUUCGGAUCUCUUGCAAUUUGCUCAACCACAAUAUCUUCGGUUUCUCCUUUUGUUCAUUUCCGACUAUCAACGAGGCAGUGAAUCCGCGACACCCCUCCGAGGAUUCGCUCUUUGUGGAUUGAUUUUUUUCUCGGCUCUGGCACAGUCUGCCAUUCUUCAUCAGUAUUUCCAACUAUGUUUUGUUACCGGGGCGCGUGUACGCGCAGGUUUGGUGAUGACCAUUUAUCGGAAGGCGCUCAUCCUCAGUAAUGAUGAUAAAACUGCAAGGGGUGACAUUGUCAACCUCAUGAGUGUGGAUGCUACUCGAAUGCAGGACUUAUGCGCAUAUCUCCUCAUGAUACUUUCCGGACCGUUCCAGGUCAUGCUUGCCUUCAUAUCCCUCUACGACCUCUUAGGGUGGCCGUCAUUUGUCGGCGUGGCUGUAAUGCUAAUUGCUGUCCCUAUCAACGCGAAGAUGGCUCGUUUCCUUAAAACACUGCAAGAGAAACAGAUGAAGAACCGGGAUGCUAGGACCAGAAUGAUGAGUGAGGUCCUUAACAACAUCAAAAGCAUAAAAAUAUAUGGAUGGGAACGCGUAUUCGGCGACAAGAUUGCUGGGAUUCGCAAUGGUCGCGAGAUACUCAUGCUUAGGAAGAUUGGAAUUGUUAACGCGAUUAUAUCUGUCUUCUGGUCCACGGUCCCUCUCUUCGUGGCUUUAGCUUCCUUCGUCUCAGCAGCUUACGCAGGAGACAGGCCACUCACGGCUGAUAUUAUCUUCCCCUGCAUAAGUUUGUUUAUGCUGUUACAAUUCCCUCUUGGCAUGUUCGCAAUGAUUACGACCGCUGCCAUUUCGGCCUCAGUUUCGGCGUCGCGCAUGCGUCAAUUUUUGCUCGCUCCGGAACUCCAGGAAGAUGCUCGUGUGAGCCACGCCCCACCUGAAGAGAGCUCUGAUACAGUAACUCCCCAGCACCUCGCGAGUGGCGACAAGGCGGUGUCCUUCAAGGAUGGAGAGUUCAAGUGGUUGAGGGAAGCCGUGAACCCAACUCUUGAGGAUAUCAACCUAGUAGUUAACAUGGGCGAACUGGUUGGUGUCUUUGGCCGCGUUGGCUGUGGAAAGACAAGUCUACUCUCCGCCAUCGUCGGUGAGAUGAUGAAGACGGAUGGAACUGUGGAUGUCUUCGGGAGCGUUGCAUAUGCUCCGCAAAACCCUUGGAUUAUGAGUGCGACUGUUCGUGACAAUAUCACGUUCUUCCGUCGUUUCGAUCCAGACUUCUAUGAGAUUGUGUUGGAAGCAUGUGCACUCAAACCAGACCUCGCUCUCCUCCCAGACGGCGAUAUGACGGAAGUUGGCGAGAAGGGCAUUACGCUCAGUGGCGGUCAGCGUGCUCGGAUCUCGCUAGCUCGUUGCGUGUAUGCGAGGGCGGAUGUAUAUUUGCUUGACGAUGUACUUGCUGCUGUCGAUGCUCAUGUGUCUCGGCACCUAUUCGACAAAGUGAUCGGUCCUCGGGGAUUAUUAUCUCAAAAGGCUAGGAUCGUCGUGACUAACAGUGUUGCGUCCGUGAGGGAGUAUGAUAACCUGAUUCUGAUCCGACGCGGUAUUAUCCUAGAACGAGGCUCAUACGAAGUAAUCAUGCAGAAACCGGGAUCGGAACUCUGCAAGCUCAUUACGGAAUUCUCCUCCAAGGGGGGCUCUUCGAGCAAUCCCACAUCGGGCUCCGCCACUCCCAUCACUUCGGACAACGGCUCGACGCUUGCAGGGUCUUUAAGGGGCACAAAUUCCAUCUUAUCCGCGGACGGAUCCGCUGGUCUACAGUACAAACUCCAGGCAUCACUCCAAGCACGGCCGCCUAUCCUUUCCUCGGAGGAGCAACGGGAAAGAUAUGCAUCCAGUCUUUCGCUGAAGUCAACGCAGUUCGUGAAAGAGAGCAGCGAACAGGGCAAGGUUAAGGGGGCUGUUUAUGGUAAAUACCUGGAAGCUGCCUCAAAAGUAGGAGUGGCUUUGUUCGCCUUCAGUAUCUUGGCCCAGCAAGCACUUACAAUCUGGUCGAACCUCGUUCUCCGCUCCUGGGGCGAGAAAAACCGUGAGACCGGGACGAAUACAAGCCCAGGCCAUUUCCUCUUCCUCUAUAGUAUCCCGGUCCUCGCGGCGUGCGCAGCGUCCCUUCUUUCGGGGAUUUUAUUAUGGGUAUAUUGUGCUGUACGAUCGGCUCGUGCUCUCCAUGACUCGAUGCUUGGCGCCAUAUUUCGUGCACCGCUAGGAUGGUUUGAAAGAAUACCUCAGGGACGUGUGAUGAACUUGUUCACCAAAGAUGUGAAUGUUGUAGACGAGACGUUACCAAGGAUGUUCUCCCAAUUCUCCAGAACACUAGCAGCUGUGCUGGGUAUCAUUGUUGUCAUGGGCGCAAGCCUCCCUCUAUCGCUGAUUGCAGUGGUCCCAUUGGCGAUUGUUUAUCACCGAUAUAUGACUUAUUAUUUGGCGACUUCAAGAGAACUCAAGCGACUUGAUGCUGUCUCUCGUUCUCCCAUUUUUGCAUGGUUUCAGGAGAGUCUUGGAGGUUUGUCCACGAUCAGGGCUUUCCAAAUGCAGGGCAUCUUUAGGCGCGUCAACGAGUUGCGGUCGGACACAAACCUGCAAGCGUACCUUCCUUCAACUUACGUCAAUAGAUGGCUGGCAGUUCGUUUGGAAUUCCUGGGAUCUUGUGUCGUUCUUGUUGCUGCUGUACUCUCAGUCACUACUGUCGUCGUAUCCGACAAUAUAGACAGUGGCUUGGUCGGCCUCGUCUUGUCGUAUGCAAUCAGUACAACCGGAAGCCUGAACUGGGUCAUCCGUAGUGCAGGUGAUGUUGAACAGAACAUUGUUUCUGUCGAGAGGAUACUUACGUAUGUCAACGUGGAGCCUGAGGCUCCAUCCGAGAUACCUGAAACGAAGCCAGCUGAUGGUUGGCCACAAACUGGGGAAAUCCGCUUGGAAAACUACUCCAUGCGCUAUCGUACCGAGCAUGAUUUGGUGCUACGUGAUGUGAAUCUUGUUGUAAGACCUGGAGAACGGCUCGGAAUUUGUGGAAGAACGGGGGCGGGGAAGAGCAGUCUUAUCUUAGGUCUACUUCGAAUCAACGAACCCGCCUCAGGGACGAUCUAUGUAGAUGGCAUCGACAUAACCGCGAUUGGCCUUCACAAUCUCCGCUCUACUAUAAGCAUCAUCCCUCAAGAGCCUCAGCUCUUUACCGGGUCAAUACGACAGAACGUGGACGUAACAGAAACCAGCAAUGAUGAUGCCAUUUGGCGAGCUCUAGAGCAGGUUCAUCUCAAACAAACAGUGAGCUCUCUUGGUGGCUUGGAUGCUGAAGUGCGAGAAGGUGGAAGUUCUCUGAGUGCUGGGCAGCGCCAGCUCAUAUGCUUCGCUCGAGCUUUAAUUCGGAAGUCGAAGAUCUUGAUACUAGAUGAAGCGACAAGUGCUGUCGACCUUGAGAGCGAUCAGGCCAUUCAAGAUGUCCUGCGGAGUUCUUAUUUUGAGGGUGUUACGAGAUUGACUGUAGCCCACCGCUUGCAUACCAUCAUAGAGUCGGAUAGAAUCCUAGUCUUGGAUGCUGGAAAAGUCGCCGAAUUGGAUACACCCCAAAAAUUGCUAUCUAUCCCGGGAUCUAUCUUCGCUUCAUUAGCUGCUGAAGCGGGUAUUUCAUGAAAUGAUUUAGGGUUAGCAUUCUCGAAGACAAUUAUCAAAUGCUCUCUGCCUUAAAUAUGGGGUUGAGAAUCGGGAGGGCUUAUUGUAUUUCGCUUUUAAAUACAAUGACGGAAUAAGUCUAUCACCAAUGUGUUAGAAUCGCCCUCCG